GCCGACUCGAAGUUGACUGGGGACAUCCUCUUUCCUCUCUCUUCAACAGCCCAGCAGCCCAAAGCAACUGCCAGAUCACAGCAACAUCGCUCAGUAGAUAGCCCUCUCCCUCAACUCGUCUGUGAUAUAAGCUGUAUACCGCCGCUGCUGACCAACGUUUGAGGGAAAGCCUAGGCUCAAAACGAUUCGUCUCCUCCUUUAUAAGCAGGACCCGCUCUAUAUCGAAGCUGUUCGCAGAAGCUCUUCCAGCACGAAGUCCAAACCGAAGUUUCAAUCAUUUUCCAAAAUGACCACCGACAAGCUCAACGCCAACCCCGUUGUCUACGACGUUGGGACCAAGUCCUCUCGGCGGGAGGCCAGGCCAGAGGACGAGGAUGAAUUGGCCGCCGACCCUUUCGAUUCAGAGGAGAUCUUUGAUUUGAUCAGGAAUAUCAACGACCCCGAGCAUCCUUUAACGCUUGAACAACUCAACGUAACGCAAUUGAACCUUAUCUCAGUCAACAACGACCGGAACCACGUUCUGGUCCGAUUCACGCCCACCAUUCCACAUUGCUCGAUGGCGACACUGAUUGGGUUAUGCAUACGAGUACGAUUGUUGAGGUCACUGCCGGAUAGGUUCAAGGUGGACAUCCAGGUCUCGGAAGGCUCGCAUCAGUCUGAGCAAGCAGUCAACAAGCAAUUGAAUGAUAAAGAGCGAGUAGCAGCCGCUCUGGAGAAUAACCACCUAUUGGAGGUGGUAAAUCAGUGCCUAGCUACAGCAGUAGAGAAAGCUUAGUUUCGUCGGAAGCUUCGCAGCAACAUCCACUCACAAUCAACCCUUUGGCCGCCCCAUUAUCCGAAGUCACCAAGGUCAACUUCAGUUCUUCAUCCAACGCGACUCUUGCCGGGGUAUCGAGCAUCCCUUUCCUUCAGUAUGGGGCUGAUUUUGGUAGCGUUUUCAUGUGCGACAAAGCGUUUUGUUGCAUACGGGGCGGG
This is a messenger RNA of Fimicolochytrium jonesii, 975 nucleotides long. RefSeq lists its product as uncharacterized. NCBI's taxonomy places the organism in Eukaryota, Fungi, Chytridiomycota, Chytridiomycetes, Spizellomycetales, Powellomycetaceae. Gene Ontology annotation, biological process: iron-sulfur cluster assembly. The record is from RefSeq and is a predicted model, not a curated record. Bases 287 to 775 code for a protein of 162 amino acids. The transcript is spliced from 6 exons.